CAGAAGCUUGACUGACGGAUCGAGUUAACUUUUUACGUGCAGGCUGCCAUCCAUCUUGAAUUCAUUUUGUGUGUGGUGUGAGGACGAGCAGGUUGCCCACAGAUGCCUCCUCCUCAGCCCAAGGAGCAGCACGCCCCAGCCCUGAGCCCAGCGUGAGAGGCAGAGAUGGCAUUGAGCCCUGAGUCCACAAGCAAUUUUCCUGUGCUGGCUGUGACAGGUAGCACCAUGCCUGAUCCCCCUGGUGGCCCCAACGUGUCCCUCAAUGACUCGUGGGCCAGCCCGAUGGAGCCCAGCUCCCUGGAGGACCUGGUGGCCACGGGCGCCAUCGGGGCAGUGCUCUCAGCCAUGGGCGUGGUGGGUGUGGCGGGCAACGUGUACACGCUGGUGGUCGUGUGCCGCUUCCUGCGGGCCUCAGCCUCCAUGCACAUCUACAUCAUCAACCUGGCACUGGCUGACCUGCUCUACCUGCUCGGCAUUCCCUUCAUCGUGGCCACCUACGUCACCAAGGGGUGGCACUUUGGGGACAUGGGCUGCCGCAUCCUCUUCAGCCUGGACUUCCUGACCAUGCACGCCAGCAUCUUCACCCUGACCGCCAUGAGCAGCGAGCGCUAUGCUGCGGUGCUGCGGCCGCUGGACACGGUGCGGCGCUCCAAGGGCUACCGCAAGCUCCUGGCGCUGGGCACCUGGCUGCUGGCCCUGCUGCUGACGCUGCCUGUGAUGCUGGCCAUCCGGCUGGUCCACCGGGGCCCCAAGAGCCUCUGCCUGCCGGUCUGGGGCCAGCGUGCCCACCGCGCCUACCUGACGCUGCUCUUCGGGACCAGCAUCGUGGGGCCCGGCCUGGCCAUCGGGCUGCUCUACGUCCGGCUGGCGCGGGCCUACUGGCUGUCACAGCGGGCCCCCUUCAAGCAGACACGGCGGCUGCCCAGCCCCAGGGCGCUGUACCUCAUCCUCAGCAUCGUGCUGCUCUUCUGGGCCUGCUUUCUGCCCUUCUGGCUGUGGCAGCUGCUCACCCAGUACUGCGAGGCCCCGCCGCUGGCACCCCGCACGGCGCGCAUCGUCAACUACCUGACCACGUGCCUCACCUACGGCAACAGCUGCGUCAACCCCUUCCUCUACACGCUGCUGUCCAGGAACUACCGCGACCACCUGCGCCGCCGCCCGCGCACCCCGGCCAGCGGCAGCCUCCUGCUGAGCCGAGCCCGCUUCCAGCGCGGCUCGGGUCUCUUGCUGUCCCCCGGCAGCCAGCAGGCCACUGAGACCCUCACGCUGUCCCCGGCGGCCCCUAGAGGGUUCUCAGCGCCCCCAGUUCUUCUGGAAAGCUCCCUGCUCUCCCUUCCCAUGGCUCCCUUCAGCUCCACCAGCGCCUUCCCCACAGUGCCCAGAAGCGGGCCCCACCCGCCAUCUCUGGGGGUCUCCGGGAGGCGCAGGCCCAGACCCAGCUUCUGA
Messenger RNA from Cynocephalus volans (Philippine flying lemur), 1446 nucleotides. RefSeq names its product urotensin 2 receptor (gene UTS2R). Gene Ontology annotation, biological process: regulation of blood pressure; neuropeptide signaling pathway; blood vessel diameter maintenance. Lineage: Eukaryota; Metazoa; Chordata; Mammalia; Dermoptera; Cynocephalidae. Bases 166 to 1446 code for a protein of 426 amino acids. The transcript has 3 exons. Gene Ontology annotation, cellular component: plasma membrane. Gene Ontology annotation, molecular function: urotensin II receptor activity. The record is from RefSeq and is a predicted model, not a curated record.